AUGCAGAGAAUUCCAUUGCAUCUGUCACGGUGUGUCCGUCGAGCGGGACUCUCGCGGGGUGGACAAUUCUACUUGCCGCUGCUUAGUCUGUCAGCUCGCUGCUACGGAGGAACAUCAUCGCUGCACGCUCCAAAGAUGGAGACUCCCGCAUAUCAAUGCGGCCAGUGUGGGAAGUCGUUUCGGCUGCUUAACGCCUUGAACCAUCACAUCAUGACGAAACACGCUGGGCACGCGAAGGCGAUGGUGCUCAGGGCGGGCAAACUUGAGGAGGUUAAGCCAGACGAGGUAAAAAGCAAGUCUUCACAGACCAGAGAUGUCACCCCUGCUGCCUCGAUGGCGUCAACCGGAGCCGUCUGGCCCACCACGCAGCUACCAACGGGAUUUCCCGGCAUGGAGUAUUCGCCUCUUGGGGGCGCCGCACCGUUUGCAACUCCUCUUGGAGUUGCAUCGGCUGUGCCUCUGAAAUCGCCGCCAGGACCGGGAGCUACAAUCCCUACCGGGGCAAACGGUAACGAGACAGAAAGCUUCGUGACAGAUGAGGAUGCUGAAAAGAAACUUUUUGUCUGCACCAUUUGCCAGAAAACGUUCCGUCUAGAAGCAGCUCUGCAGCACCAUUACCAAGCCAAGCAUAACAUGGAAAUGCCAACGACCUCUACAAGCACGGCUAGUACGCGGGCGGCAAGUCACAGCACUACCAUCGCGGGGGCGGCGACCACCAUUUUUGGGGGUAACACCGAUGACGCAGCAAGGUCCAUGACGGGUACUCACUACGUUCAUAGCCAGGAGUCUGUUCUUCCUCAGGCACCACAGUACCACCUUGACGUCGCCCCCAACGCACCAGAAGAAGGAGAUGUGGCGGCUCACUGGCGCUGCGUCAACCAUUGCGUUGUGUUGGGCCCUGUGCAGAACAUUCAGGAGGGCUACGUAUUUGAAGAGAAGGUUGUACAAUUUACAUUGAUCACAGACUUCGAGGGUCCUUCUCCUGGAGACCCGGAUAAGGACUUUCACACAGUAAGAGUUUUUGAUAGCUCCUUCUGUGAGCAGCUAAAAAAGGAAUUGAAGGAGGGCGAACGGUUCCUCGUGACGGGUCGCUUGCGCAUGAUACCGCAGUAUGACAGUGCGAUGAAGAAAUAUUACCACUACCCAGUUAUUCAAGUUCACCCGGGGUGCGGCUCGGUGGUACGGGUGUGA
Molecule: messenger RNA, 1191 nt
Organism: Trypanosoma rangeli
Lineage: Eukaryota; Euglenozoa; Kinetoplastea; Trypanosomatida; Trypanosomatidae
Product: putative RNA-editing complex protein
Exons: 1
Coding region: 1-1191 (396 amino acids)
Source: RefSeq, a predicted model, not a curated record